AUGUCACAAAUACUCAGUAGCAGGGUGGAUAAAGUGAACGACUUCAUAACCCUAGCGGCGCCUAUGGCAUCAGGUUCGAAUCCCGACUUUGCACCCAUAAAUUCUGGAUCUUUAUAUUUUAAUUACAAGAAAUAUUUUAGCAUAGUCCUUCUCGCUGCUUGUGAUGCCAAAUAUCGUUUCACAUGGGUAGAUAUUGGACAAUAUGGUUCAGUCAGUGAUGGAGGUGUAUGGAAUAAUACAGAUUUUGCCGAAGCUUUAGAAAAAGGAUUGGUCGAUAUACCUCCUCCAAAAAAUUUGCCAAAUACAAAUAUUAUAACGCAUUAUGCUUUUGUUGGUGAUGAAGCGUUCCCUCUAAAAUUAUACAUGUUACGUCCAUAUUCAAAAGACAAUUUGACAAUUUCAUUGUAUUUUUGUGCAAAAUUUUUUGUGCAUAAGAUUCGAAAAGCCACAUGAAAAAGUAAAAAAUGACUAUACAUUUCAAAACUUAAAAUUUGUUUGAAGAU
Messenger RNA from Vollenhovia emeryi, 503 nucleotides. RefSeq lists its product as uncharacterized. Bases 1 to 453 code for a protein of 150 amino acids. The transcript is spliced from 3 exons. The record is from RefSeq and is a predicted model, not a curated record. Lineage: Eukaryota; Metazoa; Arthropoda; Insecta; Hymenoptera; Formicidae.